Molecule: messenger RNA, 6762 nt
Organism: Hermetia illucens (black soldier fly)
Lineage: Eukaryota; Metazoa; Arthropoda; Insecta; Diptera; Stratiomyidae
Gene: obe
Product: activating signal cointegrator 1 complex subunit 3
Exons: 6
Coding region: 150-6674 (2174 amino acids)
Molecular function (GO): ATP hydrolysis activity; ATP binding; nucleic acid binding
Source: RefSeq, a predicted model, not a curated record
GGCCGUCAGUGGUUUUCUGCUUGUUGUCGGAGUUGAUAUUGUGCCGGGAUUUCACAAGAAUUGUUAAAAGUGGGGGAAGCUCAAUUUUCAGAAUUAUUUUUAUUAGUGGAAGUGAAAUUUAUAAUACUAGGAAAUAUACAAAGAGAGAUAUGCAUCAAUUACCACGAUUAACGAGGGCGAUGCGAGCCAAUACAGAUCUGGAACCCAGAAGGAACCUAACCAUGACGAACGAGGAGAAAAUCAACCUGCAACUGUGGAGGGCAAAAGAAUUAAGAAGGGGAGUAUCAUGGAAAGAGCUGAAAACUUUCAUUAUGAAUAAUAGCGACAAAGACGCUGCCGAAACACUCUCCAAGCACCUGCAGUCCCUCUGGAAUCUCACACGAGAGAUGAUUGGCUCCGAAGAGAAUGCAAAUUUAAUCGAUGAAGCUGCGAUUUAUAUUCUCCGAUUAUUUCUCGACGUUCGGGUUGUUAUGAUGAAACAUCUAUCUGAGCUGAAAUCCAUGUUCGGUACUGUGAUAUCGCAAACAGCAAACAAAAUGUGUUCUGUUGUAUGUGAAAUUAGUCCACUCCUAAAUGAAGAGUGCCGUGAAUACUUGCAAAAAGUUUCAGAGAAAAAAGAUGAUGAGAAGCCUAAAUACUGGGGUGAAAAUAUCCAUUGUAAUAUGCCUGACAUAGGUGAAUCUGAUACAGGACUUCUUCAAGACUUGUCUCCAGAUUUGUCCACUCAGUCCAAGUCCGCUUUAACCUUUUCGAUGAAAUACGAUGCUCCAAAAGAAACAUCAACCUCUAAAGUGAAGCAGGAGAGCAGCUACACGCGAUCAUGGUUUGAUAAGCGUGUAAACCCAGAUCUCGUGAACGGCCUAAUUGAGUUCUUGAAAUCAAAGAAAAGUAAUGACGAGUUACAAAAUGAUCUAUUCGAGCUUCUCGGUUUCGAUCAAUUUGAAAUGAUACAAGAACUGCUGAAAAGUCGUAAAGAAGCUGUCGAAAAGUUUGAAGCAAGCGAGAAGCGAAAUCAAUUAAAGAGCAAACGUUUGGAGAAUAAAUCUAGAGAUAACAAAGCACAACAGCAGGGACCUCAUAUUGCAACGGUUGUGGUGCAGUCUGAACAAGAAAAGUAUCUUAUGAAGCAGGUUCGGAAGGAUGAGAAGAAACUGCAGCGUAUGAUCAACACCGCUAAUAAAGAACAGGACGACUCUGAUGAAGAAGUGAUAAACCCAUUGAAGCUUCGGUGCCAACAAAAACAACAUUUAUUGCAGACCGCUCAACGCCAGCCUGUAUUCAAAGAUCAAUCUCUAAAACUUCUCGCUCCCCCUCCUCGGGUCAAAUAUCCAUUCGUUUUUGACUCGCAAAGUGAAGCUAAGACCCACGUAGGUUUCAUUGCUGGCUCAAAGCUUUUUCUUCCCGAUAAUGUGGAGAGAGUAGACUGUAAAAUGUACGAAGAAGUGAAAAUCCCGGCAAGCGAACCACCAGCUCUUUCCAUUGGCAACAAUCGAAUUCAGAUCAGUUCUCUGGACGAUAUAGGACAGAUUGUGUUCCAGGGUACAAAGGAGUUGAAUCGAAUCCAGUCCGUUGUUUAUCCGGCGGCUUAUCAUAGUAAUGAGAACUUGCUGGUGUGCGCUCCGACAGGAGCAGGAAAAACGAACGUGGCCAUGAUGACAAUAACAAAUGCGAUACGAUCUCAUGCAGACGGUGGUGUUAUCCAUCGUGAUCAAUUCAAAAUCGUCUAUGUCGCACCGAUGAAAGCUUUAGCGGCUGAGAUGGUGGAAAACUUUUCCAAGCGGUUGAAACCGUUGGAUAUCAUUGUCCGGGAAUUGACUGGUGACAUGCAAUUGACAAAAACGGAAAUGCAGCAGACGCAAAUUCUAGUUACAACACCGGAAAAGUGGGAUGUUGUGACGCGAAAAGGAGCAGGAGACGUAGCGUUAAUUAGUUUAGUAAAGCUAUUGAUUAUUGACGAAGUACAUUUGCUUCAUGGUGAGCGAGGUCCUGUCGUUGAAGCUUUGGUCGCUAGAACGUUGCGUCUUGUGGAGUCUUCCCAAAGCAUGAUACGAAUUGUUGGUUUGUCUGCUACUUUACCGAAUUAUAUUGAUGUCGCCCGGUUUCUACGAGUAAAUCCAAUGCGUGGUCUUUUCUUCUUCGAUUCGCGUUUCCGACCCGUCCCGCUUAGCACCAAUUUCAUUGGGGUGAAAGCCUUAAAAGUACUUCAAGCUCAAACCGAUAUGGAUACUAUUUGCUACGAUAAGUGUGCUGAAAUGUUAAAACAGGGACAUCAGGUGAUGGUGUUCGUCCAUGCCAGAAACGCUACAGUUCGAACAGCUACAGUUCUUCGAGAACUGGCUCAGCAAAAAGGACAGACAGCAUUAUUUAAACCCGAUGAGUCAACGAGUUACGGUAUGGCGGAGAAAGCGAUAUCAAAGAGUCGGAACAAGCAGCUAGUGGAACUUUUCCAAAGUGGUUUAGCUAUGCAUCACGCAGGAAUGCUGCGUUCGGAUCGGAACAUGGUUGAGAAGUAUUUUGCAGAGGGGCACAUCAAGGUUCUUUGUUGCACUGCGACUUUGGCUUGGGGUGUCAAUUUGCCCGCGCAUGCGGUCAUUAUCAAAGGGACAGAAAUUUAUGAUUCAAAACAUGGUACCUUUGUUGAUUUGGGAAUUCUUGAUGUGUUGCAAAUUUUUGGUCGUGCGGGUCGUCCACAGUUCGAUAAAAGUGGCGUUGGGACCAUCAUAACAAAUCACGAUAAGUUAAAUCACUAUCUAUCGCUGCUCACAAACCAGUUCCCGAUUGAAUCAAACUUUAUUCAGUGCCUGGUUGACAACUUGAACGCUGAAAUAGCUCUGGGUACUAUCUGCAACGUAGAUGAAGCUAUUGAGUGGCUGAGUUAUACGUACUUGUUUGUGAGGAUGCGCAUUAAUCCACAAGUGUACGGUCUGAACUAUAUCGACGUGCAACGAGAUCCGUCGUUGGAAAUGAAACGGCGCGAACUGAUCACUACGGCGGCCAUGAACUUGGAUAAAACAAAGAUGAUUCGCUACAAUUCUCGGACAGGAGACUUAAACAUAACCGACCUGGGACGCACAGCUUCUCAUUUCUACAUAAAAUACGACACCGUUGAAGUAUUCAAUGAACUGUUACGCGCUUUCAUGAAUGAAGGGGAAAUCCUGGCGAUGAUGUCACAAGCACAAGAAUUCCAACAGCUUAAGGUACGUGACGAGGAAUUGGAUGAAUUGGACGAUUUACAGAGGAAUUACUGUGAAGUGGUUGCGCAGGGAGGAAGUGAAAAUGUUCACGGUAAAGUCAACAUUCUUAUGCAAACAUAUCUGUCACGAGGAUUUGUGAAGUCAUUUUCUUUAGUGUCUGAUUUGUCGUAUAUCACACAAAAUGCAGUUCGGAUCGCUAGAGCCCUAUUCACAAUAGUCCUACGUCAGAACAACGCUAUUUUAGCCGGUCGGAUGCUUAUGAUUAGUAAAAUGUUUGAAAAACAAGCGUGGGACUUCCAAACGCCUUUACGACAAUUCACUUGCCUUGGGCACGAAAUCAUAGAAAAAAUUGAGAAUCGGGGACUGAGUGUCUACACUUUGCGAGAAAUGGAAGUCAAGGAAAUCGGGGACAUGCUGCGGAAUCAGAAGUAUGGCCAAAUUGUUUCAAAAUGCGCUGAAGAGUUCCCAUUUUUGGAUAUUGAGGCAACUCUUCAACCUAUUACCCGAACUGUUUUGAGGAUUCGAGUUUUCAUCACCGCAAACUUCAAAUGGAACGAUCGGGUUCAUGGAAAACAUGCAGAAUCAUUUUGGCUGUGGAUAGAAGAUCCAGAAAGUAAUUUUAUCUACCAUUCGGAGUUUUUCCAAUUAACCAAAAAGCAAGCGUAUAGUAAAGAGCCGCAGGAGCUUGUGAUGACGAUACCUUUGAAGGACCCUUUGCCACCACAGUAUUACAUCAGAGCAACUAGUGACACUUGGCUCGGUAGUACCACGUGGAUUCCUCUAAGCUUCAAGCACUUGAUUUUACCUGAAAUACAUCCUCCUCAUACCGAGCUGCUUCCAAUCGAACCUCUUCCUGUAUCAGUUUUAAAUAACAAACUUUACGAAUCGCUCUAUCCUUUUACACACUUCAAUCCGAUACAAACACAGAUAUUUCAUUGUUUGUUCCAUACGGACAACAAUGUUUUGUUGGGUGCUCCAACAGGUUCGGGAAAAACUAUUGCUGCGGAAAUUGCCAUGUUUAGAGUAUUUGAUAAUUAUCCAAAGGCAAAGGUUGUGUAUAUUGCUCCUCUGAAAGCUUUGGUCCGUGAAAGAAUUGAUGAUUGGAAGGUGAGAAUUGAAGAAAAAUUGAGGAGAAAAGUUGUGGAAUUGACGGGAGACGUUACGCCCGAUGUUCGAGCCAUUCGGGAGAGUCAAGUAAUCGUGACGACUCCAGAAAAAUGGGAUGGUAUCAGUAGAUCAUGGCAAACUAGAGAUUACGUUAGAGAUGUCGCCCUGAUUGUCCUCGAUGAAAUUCAUUUACUCGGCGAAGAUCGUGGUCCUGUGUUGGAAGUGAUAGUUUCCAGAACAAAUUUUAUAGCUUCGCAUACGCAGCGAACUUUAAGGAUUAUAGGAUUAUCAACUGCGCUUGCCAAUGCAAGAGACUUAGCAAAUUGGUUAGGAAUAAAAGAAAUGGGAUUGUACAACUUUAAGCCAUCGGUACGUCCAGUUCCCUUAAGUGUACAUAUAAGUGGAUUUCCGGGCAAACACUACUGUCCUCGGAUGGCAACUAUGAAUCGACCAUCAUUCCAAGCUAUUCGCCAAUAUUCUCCGUGCACGCCUGCACUGAUUUUCGUGUCAUCCAGACGGCAAACACGUCUCACUGCUCUCGAUCUUAUAGCCUUCCUUGCCGCUGAAGACAAUCCCAAACAAUUUCUACACAUACCUGACGAUGAAAUGGACCAAAUUAUAACAAAUAUAAAAGAUGCGAAUUUAAAACUGACACUAGCUUUUGGAAUCGGCAUGCAUCAUGCUGGCUUGACCGAACGUGAUCGAAAGACCUGCGAGGAGUUGUUUUUGAAUCGAAAAAUCCAAGUCCUUGUAGCUACGGCAACUUUAGCUUGGGGAGUCAAUCUUCCGGCGCAUUUGGUUAUAAUCAAAGGGACUGAAUAUUACGAUGGAAAAUUAAAACGCUACGUGGAUAUGCCUAUUACAGAUGUUCUCCAGAUGAUGGGUCGAGCGGGCCGGCCCCAAUUCGGAAAUGAAGGUGUUGCGGUCGUACUUGUACAUGACGUGAAAAAGAAUUUCUACAAAAAGUUCCUUUACGAUCCAUUCCCGGUUGAAUCGAGUUUACUAGAAGUACUUCCAGACCACAUAAACGCGGAAAUAGUCGCGGGAACAGUCCAAACUAAACAAAGCAUACUGGACUACUUCACUUGGACUUAUUUCUUCCGGCGUUUGUUGAGAAAUCCAAGCUAUUAUAACUUAGAGACAAUUGAGCCUGAAAAUUUAAACGAAUAUCUUUCCACGCUUGUAGAGAAUGUCUUGAAUAUCCUAGAAGAUUCUGGUUGCGUUUACACUGAAGACAGAUAUGUUUACCCCACUUCGAUGGGAAGGAUUUCAUCGUAUUACUAUUUGUCCCAUCAGACGAUGAGACAUUUUGCGGAUUCAUUGCGUUUUGAUAUGAAAUACGAAGAGGUUCUGAGAGUGAUGUGUGAUUCCUAUGAAUUCAAUCAGCAGCCAGUUCGCCACAACGAGGAUUCAUAUAAUGCAGACCUAGCGAAGCUGUGCCGAUUCAAAGUAGAUCCAUUAACACACGAUUCACCGCACACGAAAACGUUCCUUCUAAUGCAAGCGCAUUUCUCCCAUCUGCCAUUACCGAAUUCAGAUUUCUUGACUGAUACGAAAUCUGUUUUGGAUCAAUCAAUUCGAGUAUUACAAGCAAUGAUUGAUGUGGUUGCGGAACGGGGAUGGCUUGCGACAACAUUGCGGAUACAGCAGAUCAUGCAAAGCAUAAUCCAAGCUCGGUGGUAUGAUGAUCCUGUUGUAUUGACUUUACCGCACGUUGAGCACUACAAUUACACUGUAUUCAAUAAAAUCCAACACAAUUACCCUGUAUUCACCCUGCCUGGGCUCAAAGAGCUAUGCAUUAAAAAUUACGAAGUUUUGGCUGGUCCAUUACGGGAAGAGUUUUCGGAGCCUGAAAUUGAACAAAUAUAUCAGGUUAUUUGUGAUAUGCCAACGAUAAAUGUACAAAUUUCCAUUUGCGGACCGUAUCGAAAUGAAGGAACCAUUGAUCGACCAGUGUUGCAACCAGUUACACGCGAUCAAUGGAUGGAGAUUCAUGCUGAGCAGGAGUACACCGUCAGCGUUUUCUUGCAUCGCCUAGGAAUCAAACGAAAUGACAAAAUCCACUGUCCGAAAUUUCCUAAAGGGAAAGACGAAGGUUGGUUCCUCACUUUAGGUUCGCAAUCUGAUGGCGAAUUGCUUGCGUUGAAACGAAUUGCUUAUCGGAGCAAUAAGAGUUCGCAUCAAAUAUUAUUUAACGCACCGAGGAAGCUGGGUCGUGUGAUCUAUACCUUGUAUCUGAUAUCGGAUGGUUACAUUGGUUUUGAUCAACAGUACGAUAUCCAAUUUGAUGUCAUCGAACCUCUGUCACAGGAAAACAUCGAAGCUGGUGAUGAUUAUAUACACAGUAUCAUUGCUGAAGGCAAAAAGUUGUAGGGAGUGAGUGUAUGAGAAAAAGAGCUAUUUAUUGGUAAAUAUUAUUGCAAUUUUGUUAAUUUUGUAUGUUGGAAUAUAUAGAUUUCAU